AUGACGACGCCGCAAUUUUCGAACCAGACUGCCUUUGAUCAGCUCGCGGAGCAGAUGAAACAGACUUCUAUCGCAACCCCGAGUGCUAGCAGCAGUUCCGCCCCGCCCCCAGAAGCUGAUCCUAACUGGCGACAAAACCUCAAGCUGCCCCCCAAGGACAGCCGCCAACAAACAGAGGAUGUCACAAAUACUAAAGGCCUAGAGUUCGAGGAUUUCAACCUUCAGCGGUCCAUGCUGAUGGGUAUUUUCGAGGCUGGCUUCGAGAGACCUUCUCCCAUCCAAGAAGAGAGCAUCCCCGUUGCCCUGCAGGGAAGAAACAUAUUGGCUCGCGCGAAGAAUGGCACAGGAAAGACGGCCGCCUUUCUCAUACCUUGUCUCGAAAAGGUUGUCCCCAAGGAGCCCAAGAUUCAAUGCGUCAUCCUAGUACCCACACGAGAGCUGGCCAUGCAAACGUCACAGGUUGCCAAAACCCUAGGUAAACAUCUCGGUAUCAACGUGAUGGUCACCACGGGAGGAACUGGUCUGAGGGACGAUAUCAUCCGUCUGGCAGACCCUGUGCAUGUUCUCGUCGGCACACCUGGCAGGAUUGCAGACUUGGCGCGACAAAACAUUGCAGACCUGAGCGAAUGUCGUAUGGUCGUCAUGGAUGAGGCCGACAAGCUUCUUUCCCAGGAAUUCACCACCACCAUUGAAGAGGUCCUCGGCAGACACCCCGCCGACCGUCAGCUCAUGCUCUUCUCCGCUACCUUUCCAAUUUCGGUCAAGGAGUUCUCUGACAAACACAUGACCAACCCUUACGAGAUCAAUCUCAUGGACGAGCUGACCCUCCGUGGUAUCACUCAGUUCUACGCCUUUGUCGAAGAGAAGCAGAAGGUCCACUGCCUCAACACGCUCUUCUCUAAGCUCCAGAUUAACCAGUCUAUCAUCUUUUGUAACUCGACCAACCGUGUCGAGCUGCUUGCUAAGAAAAUCACCGAGCUUGGAUACUCUUGCUUCUACAGUCACGCGAAGAUGCCUCAGCACGCCCGUAACCGAGUUUUCCAUGACUUCCGCAAUGGAGCUUGCCGCAAUCUCGUCUGCUCCGACCUUCUCACCCGUGGCAUUGACAUCCAAGCGGUCAAUGUUGUCAUCAACUUCGACUUCCCCAAGAACGCCGAGACAUACCUCCACCGUAUCGGCCGUUCUGGUCGCUAUGGUCAUCUUGGCUUGGCAAUCAACUUGAUCAGCUGGGACGACCGAUUCAACCUCUACAACAUUGAACAGGACCUGGGCAUCGAGAUCCAGCCCAUCCCUGCGAGCAUUGACAAGAGCCUCUACGUCUACGAGAACCCCGAGUCCAUUCCCCGUCCGAUGAAGACGGCUACACAGCAGAGCCUCUGCGGCCGGCCAGCUUGA
Cryphonectria parasitica EP155 is the source of this 1395-nucleotide messenger RNA. RefSeq lists its product as uncharacterized. The record is from RefSeq and is a predicted model, not a curated record. The transcript is spliced from 4 exons. Gene Ontology annotation, molecular function: ATP binding; RNA helicase activity; mRNA binding. Gene Ontology annotation, biological process: P-body assembly; cytoplasmic stress granule assembly. Gene Ontology annotation, cellular component: P-body; cytoplasmic stress granule. NCBI's taxonomy places the organism in Eukaryota, Fungi, Ascomycota, Sordariomycetes, Diaporthales, Cryphonectriaceae. The coding region runs from base 1 to 1395 and encodes 464 amino acids.